Messenger RNA from Betta splendens (Siamese fighting fish), 2112 nucleotides. RefSeq names its product thrombopoietin (gene thpo). The coding region runs from base 1045 to 1650 and encodes 201 amino acids. Gene Ontology annotation, biological process: cell population proliferation. The transcript has 5 exons. Gene Ontology annotation, molecular function: cytokine activity; hormone activity. NCBI's taxonomy places the organism in Eukaryota, Metazoa, Chordata, Actinopteri, Anabantiformes, Osphronemidae. Gene Ontology annotation, cellular component: extracellular region. The record is from RefSeq and is a predicted model, not a curated record.
GGGAAAUCUCGGUAGAUCCCGGAGAACGGCCUGUUGCCGACGCGCAAUCCAUGCAGCGCCGCGCCAAAGUUGUCAGCGCCGGCGCGUAAUUACCGGCUUUGCGCCUCCGGAGCUCAGCGCAGCGGAGAGCGGGAGCGACGACGAGCAGCCGCUCGAGAGCCAGGCUGCGUGUGACUGUGAGUCAAGGAAACUCUUGGAUAAGACGCUACAGUCUUCUCAUCGGCUCCACUUGAGGUGGGAGGGAAGCAGCGGGGUACCGGGCGUCGUGUCCGUGAUGCAAUGCGGGUACUGCCGGUGCCAUGGCCCGCAGCUGCCUUCUUGUGCGCAGAAAUCCAGGCGCUCCGGUCAUUAUCUGCGGAGCCGCGGCGCGCAUUCGUCUUAAUUACCGGCGAAGUGAAAUGUCCGCAGGGGCGCGAGGCGGUUUGGAGGGAAAAAAAAAAACCAGAACAUGUGCCUCUGUGUGCGCGUUCUCUCUCGCGCGCUGCGUCCCUCUCUUCGCCCCUCUCUCACUCACUCACUCACUCCCUCUCUCUCUCCCUGUGUGUGACAGCGCGAGCGCGCGCACAGACCGAGCGCCUUCAACGUGGAUUAGACUACAAAUGGAGCCUGGGCGCACACAUGAAUAGUAAUAGGACACAGGAACUGAAAGUAUCCGCUCUCUCUCUAAUUUAAAUCACUUUUUUAGUUUAGGGAAUGAAAUGGACCUGAACUGUUUCCUCUGUUGUCUGGAACAAACAGAAAGUAAACAACCUCCAGUCGUCUGGAUGUGGGAUCAGCUGAGUAAAUUGGGACUUUCACAAUAAUAAAUUAUUAACCUUUCAGUCAGCAGGACACUGAAUCGUCCUCUUCACAUGAGCGCUGUGGCCUUUUCAGACCAUAACGUUUUACUAUGUUGUGCAGCAGGGAAGUUAGAUGCAACAGGGCACAUCCUGCUCCCAGACUAGAUAACACUCGCACUUCCCACUGCUGAACGAGAAGGUGGGAAAUCAAGCGGCGAGAAGACAAAAAGGACACAGCUCCUCUUUAUGAGACACCACAGUGGACAUGGGCCAUUUUCCACUUGGCAGAUCUCUUAAUGGACCCGGCGUGGACUCAUCGGGAGCGGCCAAGCAGGGCAUGGCUGUGAGCAGGCUGCUGCUGCUGUGCAUGGUGGCGACCGAGGUGUGGGAUGCUGAGACCAAACCCAAAGACUUUGUGUGCAACCGGGCUGCCAGGAGGGCUCUGAACAUUGUGAUGGAGAUGGAGGGCGCUCUGGGCGACUGCAGCCACCUGAGGACGCUCUCCUCGCCCGUUCAGCUGCCCUGCCCCGCGCUUCACGUAGCGUCUUGGGAAAACAAAUCACGCCAGGAGAAGCGAGGCGACAUAGUCGCAUCCUUGAAGGUCCUCGUUGAAAGUGUGAAGGUGUUGCAGAGUCUGAAUCUGCCCACGUGCGGCUCCUCGCUCCUGCGGCGACUGGAGACCAACGUCAACAACUACCUGCUCGUCGUCACCCGCCUGCGGCUGAGUGGACCAGCGGUGGAGCCGGCGCUGUCGUGUGUCCCUCGAAGCACCCGCAGCGUGAGCACGCUGCUGCUGAAGUACAACCAGCUGCUCACAGGCAAGGUGGAGAUGCUGAUGGUCGACCUGGAGGACACGUGCACGUCCCAGUGACACCAGGACCACUCCAGUAGAGCCAGCGGCCUGUUUUGUUAGCCCUCGUCGCACUUUUACGACAUCUCUGUUUACAUUUCUUAAUUUAAGGGGUGAAUUGCUGUAAAGUUGCACGCGUAGCUGUGCGUUGCCCUUUUCCAUUUCAGAACAUGUGCCUUGGAUUUAUUUGUCGAUUUCUGUAUGUAAAUGCAUGACAUUGUAGGAACUCUAUGUAAACAUGAACAUUACAGUAAUAUACGCUGCUUUUGUACAAACCUUUGCAGUAUAAUUUGCAACAAACUGUCCCUUUCAUGCAGCAACUAUUUCAUUACUUGCAGAUUUAUUUAGUUUGGUAGCGGAACCAAUUUUGUUGAUCACUCUCAUUGUGACGGUGAUGCCCCCAAUGACUCCUCGAUUAUAUUUCAUUGCCCACAUCAUUAUUUUCAACCCUUUUGUAAAUUAAAUUUCAUAAUGAACCACUAA